AUGGAUCAUUUGCAGUCGUUUACGUUACCAGGUGUUCGACCUUCCAAUUCAGAACCCAGUUCAAGAGCCGCUUCACCGCUUGAUCGGCCGUCGUACACCUUCAUCGACCACGACGAUGACUUGACCUCCAAACGAAUCAAAGAUGUCAAAGCCCGCAAGGCGAUCCGCUCACAUGUUAUGCGCGAUGUACGCCGGCGAGAGAGGCUAGCAGGAACCAAACGAACAUCGAGGCGAGAUAACCGGGAACAGAUAGCUACAAAGUCUCGACGGAAGGUCGUUGAGGAGUCUGAGGGCCAACAACUGGUUUUGAGGGCUGUAUCCCAGACCUCUGUCUCAUCGAUAGGGGAUACGGACUUCGAGAGCAGUUGUUCUGAUUCAAGACCUCGUCGAGCACGCCCGCCGCGAUGGCUGGCUGGCUACCCGUUACCUUGUCAUUUGAGCCUCAACCCACGGACUUUGCCUGCAUCAUGGUUCUACGAUCCUUUCUGUUCAUUGCCUGGAACGGGCGAGCUCCCUUCUACGGUUGCACAUUUGGUUUAUUACUGGAAAUCUGUCUUUGUUCCCAUGACCUUUCCGAGCGGCCUCAGAGACUCGGAAAUCCCUGAGCUAGAGUUAAUGGUCCGAUCUUCCUUCUCUGACCCGGGAAGUUUCUUCGGUCUCAUGAGCAUGUGCGCUGCGCACCGAGCCGCCUUGGCCAUGAAUCGCCUUGAUCCUUUCAGCACGAUCGAUGGCCCUGAUCGGGUCAUCAACGAUUCUGACUACUGUAUCAUGAAAGCCAAAUCAAUACACGAGAUGAACACCAAAGUACGAGACCCAAGGUUAGCACUCAGCAACGAGGCAUUCGAUACAAUUAUCAAUCUCCUCACUGGAUCAUUAAUCGCAGGUUUGUUUGACGAAGCUCGGGUUCACCUGACUGGCCUAAGGCGCAUGGUGGAGCUUCGUGGUGGUAUCACGGAUAAGAGCAUCAGCUCAUCUUCAAUGUUGUCGGCGAUUCUUACAAGCGAUGUGAAGGCCGGUACAGGGCUGUUAGCUAAACCGGUAUUCCCACUGACUUGGGACACACAACCCGUACCUCUCGAUAUACAGCACCGAAUUCGACCUCCCCCUUCAUCACCAAUUCGACGGCUUGGCUCUGGGUUCUGGGCGAAUACACUUCUCAGUCCGCCAUUACUACGCAUCUUGAACGUGAUACGAGACAUGAUCUUUUACAGUAUCACCGUCCAGGUUGCGCCCCAGGCCAUACACUUCAGCGACCAUGAUUUUUUCCGAGUGCUCAAUUGCGAAACCGAGCAUCAACUGCUCAGUUAUGUUUACACUGAAGACUCCAGGUCCGAGAGAAUCCACCCGAUUGAAGCAGUCACCCGUGUAACUUCGAUCUGCUUUCUCAACUACUUUCUCAUUGUCUCCCCUCCGUCCUCGGGCCUUGGUCGGGCUCUCACAAAACAUCUCAUGAAAGUAGUGAACAAUUUCAGACUCACUCUUCUGCUUGAGCUACCCAAUGAGAACUUCGGAUUGUUUGCCUGGGCUUUGUUCAUUGGAGCUCAAGGCUCACUCGGUCAGCCCGAGCGACCUUGGUUUGUAGAGCGGCUGGCUCGAGUCGCAAUGUUAUGUGAUUGGCAAAGCUGGGAGCAGGUAGCUCGGGUCUUAACCGACUACUUCUUCAUUGCGGCUGCCCAAGGAUCCAGAUGGCGGGCCAUUUGGGACGAGGCGAUGGCAGGGUUUGUAAUCUCCGCGAAUGAUGUGUGCAACAUUUAG
Molecule: messenger RNA, 1755 nt
Organism: Penicillium pulvis
Lineage: Eukaryota; Fungi; Ascomycota; Eurotiomycetes; Eurotiales; Aspergillaceae
Exons: 5
Coding region: 1-1755 (584 amino acids)
Source: RefSeq, a predicted model, not a curated record